AUGGCUACAGAGAAAGUGUUCGAUUUAAUGAAAAAGAAGGAAGCCAUCGAAGCAGAAAUUGAUCAAUGGUCUGACGUUUUACAAUCGCAAAGAAAUGUGGGAAUGAAUGAACCAUUAGUCGAUUCUCAGGGAUACCCACGAGCCGACAUCGAUGUAUACACCGUUAGGAAAGCCAGGCAAAGGAUUAUUUGUUUACAGAAUGAUCACAAAGCUGCUAUGAAAGAGAUUGAAAGUGGAUUACAUCAAAUUCAUGCUGAUGCCAGAAAUUCUACAUUGGAAAAGCCAUCUGAAGAUACAGUCAACGAAAUAGAUCAAGCCAUUAUUAGUUUUGCCAUUACAGAUUUUGUAGCUGAUGGAUCUCCAGCAGCAGAAGCUGGUUUGGAAAAAGGGGACGAAAUUUGCUGUUUUGGCACCGUAAAUGCUGAGAAUUUUAGAUCUUUACAAGAUGUUGGUUACAUCGUCAAGCAUAGUGAACAGAAAGAAGUAAAAGUUAUCAUUAGAAGAAUGCAAAAGCUACUGAAAUUAACAAUUACACCUCGAGUGUGGUCUGGCAGAGGAUUAUUAGGGUAA
Messenger RNA from Trichoplax adhaerens, 570 nucleotides. RefSeq lists its product as uncharacterized. NCBI's taxonomy places the organism in Eukaryota, Metazoa, Placozoa, Uniplacotomia, Trichoplacea, Trichoplacidae. Gene Ontology annotation, molecular function: protein binding. The transcript has 6 exons. Gene Ontology annotation, cellular component: cytoplasm; nucleus. The record is from RefSeq and is a predicted model, not a curated record. Gene Ontology annotation, biological process: proteasome regulatory particle assembly. The coding region runs from base 1 to 570 and encodes 189 amino acids.